AUACUCAUUGCAAGGAGAAAAGACUUGGAGGAUCAAAGAUGCCUCUAGUCUCCAUCUUCUCCUGAGCGCCAAGCCUUACAGUCAAGCUAAAGACUUAAAACAAGCGCUGCAUGGGAGGCAACCCAUGAGGAUAGAAGGAGAAAAAGGUGUGAAAACACAAUCCGCGCCAAACAUUGGCCGCGGACGCGCAGAAAAAUGUUUUGGCCGAGCAAUUUCCAACCGGGCCGACCGUGCCGGUCGAGCCGGGAAGGAACGGCUUAUGCUCGGCCGGAUUGACUCUAUCGCGCGACAGAAACCGUCCGCGCAGCACGCACGGACAGAGAAGAACGGCCGCGCUCGGCCGGAUUUUGUAUCGGAACGGACCGACCGUUACGGUCGAUCCGGGAAACAAACGAUCGGCCUCGGCCGAAAUUCUCGCCACACGAGAUUUGGCCGACCAAAUCGCACGACCCGGCAAACUUUCUCGGCCAAGGUAAGUCCCCUUUUCAUUAAUUCAAACCGGUUUUAA
Microthlaspi erraticum is the source of this 508-nucleotide messenger RNA. Lineage: Eukaryota; Viridiplantae; Streptophyta; Magnoliopsida; Brassicales; Brassicaceae. The record is from the annotation of a GenBank genome assembly.